Molecule: messenger RNA, 1371 nt
Organism: Adineta ricciae
Lineage: Eukaryota; Metazoa; Rotifera; Eurotatoria; Adinetida; Adinetidae
Source: the annotation of a GenBank genome assembly
AUGACGACCAAUGCCGAUGACGGAAAUCUUUCUGGUCGAACAGCCGGAUUGAUCUCGGAAUUUGAACGUACACGUGAUUCCGACUCGACCGAAAUCGGCCAACAAUUUGCUCAAUUACAAAAAACAAUGAUAGAGAGUAAAGAUAUGUUACUGUGUAACGAAGGUGCAAAAGCGUGUAAUCGAUUGAAAAAUCGCUACAAGGAUGUUCUACCAUACGAUAAAUGUCGAGUUGUUCUGAAAUCAGAAAAUGAAUCGGAUUAUAUCAAUGCAUCGUUCAUUGAGGAUUUGCACGGACAUCGUCGAUAUAUUGCAGCACAGGGACCUAUCGAAGAAUCGAUAACGGACUUUUUCAGGAUGAUUAGUGAUUUUCAUAUCGUGUCAAUUAUUUGCACAGCUAAUGAUGUCGAAGCUGGACGAUUUAAAUUUCGCCGUUAUUGGCCGGACGAAACUGAAGACUCACUCGAAUUCGGAACUUUCAAAAUAACUAAAGAUCAAUCGAGUGAUAAAGCGUUCAGUAAUAAUGAUUACGAAAUACGUCCAUUGAUUAUCACUCGCGAUGACAAUCAACAACAUGUCUUACUUUAUCAUUUUCUACAUUGGCCUGAUCAUGACAUCCCCAAUGAUGAAGCACCAAUACUUGAUCUACUCUUACGAUUGUAUCAAGAUCGAGAUUCAUCCGUCGAUUCACCUAUCCUUGUACAUUGCAGCGCUGGCUGCGGUCGAACCGGUAGUAUUAUUGCCAUUGAUCUAUGUCGUCUCUACUUGAACGAUGAGCAUUUGGUUUCGAGUAAAGAUUAUCAACCUUAUCCUGUAUUUAAAAUCGCUUCUUAUAUUCGUCAAUUUCGCAUUGCAUUGAUUCAAACUCUCAAACAAUAUUUUUUUGUUCACAAGAUGUUUUUAUAUUUGAUGAAAGCAAAUGGUUCUAUAUCGUUCCAUUCAAGCGAGAACAACGACGAAAAUCAAACAUUUUCAUCAUCACCUCCGCCCACGAAAUCGUCCUCAUCACGUCGUCCGUCUGCGCCACUUCAAAUAACUCUACGUAAUCCGCCCAUCGGUCGCCGUUUACUAAAUGGAAGCAAUAUUAGUAAUACCCCAUCGCCGACGUUUUCUUCCUCGGAAUUCUUCCCACCAUCAGCAAAGUCGUCUUCAACGAAUGAUGCGUCACUAACUGCAGAUUUACCGCCGCCACCGAUCCCGCCACAUUGUUCAGCUAUGCGGACAGCUGAUAAUCAACAAGAAAAUGAAACAAACGAACCAGCAAGAAAAUCAAAUAGUUCUCGUUCAGAUUCUGCAAGUAUCGAUUCAGUAGUUUCUUCUACAACAAAUCAAAAGUCUGAACUUUCAAGCGAACAGGAGUCGAACUCAGAUUAA